Molecule: messenger RNA, 2059 nt
Organism: Colletotrichum scovillei
Lineage: Eukaryota; Fungi; Ascomycota; Sordariomycetes; Glomerellales; Glomerellaceae
Product: aminopeptidase I zinc metalloprotease
Exons: 2
Coding region: 153-1766 (537 amino acids)
Biological process (GO): proteolysis
Cellular component (GO): fungal-type vacuole
Molecular function (GO): zinc ion binding; metalloaminopeptidase activity
Source: RefSeq, a predicted model, not a curated record
CUUUUGACGACAUGCGACCCCCCUCGUGACCUAUCCUAACAAACUGAACGAUUCCACGAAAUAGACACGGAGAUAGAAGUAACGUCUGUGACAUUGUCCUAGUUGUAGUUGGACAAACACUUCCUACCUCUGCUAAUCUAGCAAACCCUUAAAUGCUAUCGGCCACGACCUUCUUGUGCCGAGCAUCUGCCAGAUCAAUCAAGAACCCCGCCAUCGCAGCCGUCACCGUCACCGUCCUUCGACGACCCCUCCAGACCGGAGCUCGAUUCUCAACGUCCACCAGCACAAUGGCUCCCCCCGCUGCCGCUCUCGACUUUGUCGACUUUGUCAACGCAUCUCCUACUCCCUACCACGCCUGCGCGACCGCCGCCAUCCGCCUCGAAAAGGCCGGCUUCACAAAGAUCAAGGAGCGCGACUCGUGGAACUCGGCGCUGCGACCGGGAGGGAAAUACUACCUCACCCGCAAUGGCUCGUCCAUCGUCGCCUUCGCCAUCGGCAAGAAGUGGAAGCCCGGCAACCCCGUCGCCAUGAUUGGCGCCCACACCGACUCCCCGACCCUGCGCAUCAAGCCCGUCUCCAAGAAGAGCAACGUCGGCUUCAUGCAGGUCGGCGUCGAGACCUACGGCGGCGGCAUCUGGCACAGCUGGUUCGACCGCGACCUCAGCAUCGCGGGGCGCGUCCUCGUCAAGGACGCCGAGGGCAACUUUGUCCAGAAGCUCAUCAAGGUCGAUAAGCCGCUGCUGCGCAUCCCGACGCUCGCUAUCCACCUCGACCGGAGCUCUACCUUUGACCCGAACAAGGAGAACGAGCUGUUUCCCAUCGCCGGACUGGCCACGGCGGAGCUGAACAAGGGGAGCGCCAAGCCUGAGGGCGACGAGGCCGAGGAAGAUUUCAAGCCGCUCAAGGCCAUGACGGAGCGUCACCACCCUCACAUUCUCGACGUCAUUGCCUCUCACGCCGAGGUCGAGCCCGAGGCCGUCGUCGACUUUGAGCUCGUCCUCUACGACGUGCAAAAGUCCUGCCUCGGCGGCCUGAACGACGAGUUCAUCUUCUCGGCCCGCCUCGACAACCUCAACAUGACGUACUGCUCCAUCGAGGGCCUCAUCGCCUCAGUCCGCGCCGCCGACGUGCUCGAGAACGACUCCACCAUCCGCCUCGUGACCUGCUUCGACCACGAGGAAAUCGGCUCCACCUCGGCCCACGGCGCCAACUCGAACCUCCUCCCCGCGGUCCUGCGCCGCCUCGCCUCCCUCCCGGGCAGCCGGGACACGGCCUCGGACGGGUCUUACGUGGCCGUAUCCUCCCACGACGGCGGGGACUACGAGUCGACGGCCUACGAGCAGACGCUCUCGCGCUCCUUCCUCGUGUCGGCCGACAUGGCGCACUCGGUGCACCCCAACUACGCGGGCAAGUACGAGUCCUCGCACCAGCCGGCCAUGAACGGCGGCACGGUGAUCAAGGUCAACGCCAACCAGCGCUACGCGACCAACUCGCCCGGUAUCGUGCUGCUGCAGGAGUGCGCGCGCCUCGCGGGCGUUCCCCUGCAGCUGUUUGUCGUCCGCAACGACUCGCCGUGCGGGAGCACCAUCGGUCCCAUGCUCAGCGCCAAGCUCGGCGUGAGGACGCUGGAUCUGGGUAACCCGCAGUUGAGUAUGCACUCUAUCCGCGAGACGGGCGGUAGCGCGGACGUGGAGCACGCUAUUAAGCUGUUUGAGAGCUUUUAUGAGCGAUUUGGGGAGUUGGAAGAGAAGAUUCUCGUUGAUUAAGCAGUCCCCGUUUAGGGGGACGCCAACUGAGGUCAUUUUGGUCAUUAGCUUGGCUUUGACGAGGCGGGUGUAGUUGUAGUCGGUUUGUAGUUGUAGUAGCGAAUUGCCUCGGAGUUGUUUGGGUGAUUGGAAGGAAAUACAAAUGUUAAUUGAGUAAAGACGAUCCCAUCUCACCGGUGCUGGUAAUUGUGUUCGUCAAAGAGAUGUGAAAGUGAACGUGAUGAGUGAAGGAUGAGAGAUUUGGUUGAGAUUGGCGUGUUGCUUUUGGGAUGGGUGGUUGAGAUGAAAGGAGG